This is a messenger RNA of Pimephales promelas (fathead minnow), 2091 nucleotides long. The record is from RefSeq and is a predicted model, not a curated record. NCBI's taxonomy places the organism in Eukaryota, Metazoa, Chordata, Actinopteri, Cypriniformes, Leuciscidae.
AUGAGCCUCGCGCACGUGCUCCUUGCUUUGCUACAACCUUUGAUUGACAGCCGGGCGGCAGCACGCAGGCGCGGUGAGCGCUCCCGCAGACAGGGGGCGUCAUGGCGUCCUGAGAAAGACAACACAGCCCGACACCGCACCGAUCUUCGGCUGACAUCGGGAUUCGGGAGGAGAGAGGGGCAGUUUCGCCAAACAUUAGACUGCUCGGUGAUACAAAAGCAGGUGAGACCGAGGCGACCGCUCCUUUUUGGGAUACUGGUCGGAAAUGUCGAGCGAGAAACCGGUUUUAGCACCGGGUUCCGCCUCGCUCACGGACCGAGAAGCCCCCCACCACUAGCACCACCGGGCUCGGGGCAGCAAGUCGUAACGGGCUCCGUUACUGGGGACAUGAUGGUGUCUGGAUCGGGCGCCGUGGUUCUACCGGCCGGGGUGAUAAACCCUUCGGUUCCGAUCCGGAAUAUCAAGAUGAAAUUCGCCGUGCUCAUCGGUUUGAUCCAGGUCGGGGAGGUUAGCAACAGAGAUAUCGUGGAGACAGUUUUAAAUCUGCUGGUGGGCGGAGAGUUUGACCUGGAGAUGAACUUCAUCAUCCAGGACGCAGAAAGCAUCGCCUGCAUGGUGGAGCUGCUGGAGCACUGUGACGUCACCUGCCAGGCGGAGAUCUGGAGCAUGUUCACAGCGAUCCUGCGGAAGAGCGUCCGCAACCUCCAGACCAGCACAGAGGUGGGGCUCAUCCAGCAGGUGCUGCAGAAGAUGAGCUCCGUCGACGACAUGAUUGCAGAUCUCCUAGUGGACAUGCUGGGGGUUAUGGCCAGCUAUAGUAUCACAGUGAAGGAGCUGAAGCUGUUAUUCAGCAUGCUGAGGGGGGACGGAGGCGUGUGGCCAAGACACGCCAUUAAGCUCCUAUCAGUGCUGAAUCAGAUGCCUCAGCGGCACGGCCCUGACACCUUCUUCAACUUCCCAGGACGCAGUGCGGCGGCCAUUGCUUUGCCGCCCAUUGCUAAGUGGCCUUACCAGAACGGAUUCACUCUCAACACUUGGUUCCGAAUGGACCCACUCAAUAAUAUCAAUGUAGACAAGGAUAAACCAUACUUAUACUGUUUUCGAACCAGCAAAGGGAUUGGCUACUCGGCGCACUUUGUGGGGAACUGUUUAAUUGUGACAUCGCUGAAGUCGAAGGGGAAAGGUUUUCAACACUGUGUGAAGUACGACUUCCAGCCCAGGAAGUGGUACAUGAUCAGCAUAGUCCACAUCUACAACCGUUGGAGGAACAGUGAAAUCCGUUGCUAUGUCAACGGCCAGCUGGUUUCCUACGGCGACAUGGCGUGGCACGUCAACACCAAUGAUAGUUAUGAUAAAUGUUUCCUGGGCUCUUCAGAGACUGCGGAUGCUAACCGGGUGUUCUGUGGGCAGCUCGGAGCUGUCUAUGUCUUCAGUGAGGCGCUGAACCCCGCACAGAUCUUUGCCAUUCAUCAGCUUGGACCCGGAUAUAAGAGCACGUUUAAGUUCAAGUCAGAAAGCGACAUCCACCUGGCUGAGCACCAUAAGCAGGUUUUGUAUGAUGGGAAGUUGGCCAGCAGCAUUGCCUUCACCUACAACGCUAAAGCCACCGACGCACAGCUGUGCCUGGAGUCCUCGCCCAGGGAAAACUCCUCCAUAUUUGUGCACUCGCCACAUGCCCUAAUGCUGCAGGAUGUGAAGGCUAUCGUCACUCACUCCAUCCACAGCGCCAUCCACUCCAUUGGAGGAAUCCAAGUUCUUUUCCCGCUCUUCUCACAGUUGGACUACAGGCAACCCAACGACAGCCCUGUGGAGACGACCGUCUGUGCCACUCUCCUCGCUUUCCUAGUGGAGUUGUUGAAGAGUUCAGUAGCCAUGCAGGAGCAGAUGUUGGGUGGAAAAGGCUUCCUGGUCAUUGGCUAUUUGCUAGAGAAGUCGUCUCGGAUGCACAUCUCCAGGGCGGUUUUGGAGCAGUUUCUGUCCUUUGCCAAGUAUCUCGAUGGGUUGACACAUGGAGCUCCUUUACUGAAGCAGCUAUGUGAUCACGUUUUGUUUAAUGCUGCCAUCUGGAUCCAUACACCAGCUAAGAGGUGA